Molecule: messenger RNA, 942 nt
Organism: Octodon degus (degu)
Lineage: Eukaryota; Metazoa; Chordata; Mammalia; Rodentia; Octodontidae
Product: olfactory receptor 10R2-like
Exons: 1
Coding region: 1-942 (313 amino acids)
Biological process (GO): G protein-coupled receptor signaling pathway
Cellular component (GO): membrane
Molecular function (GO): olfactory receptor activity; G protein-coupled receptor activity
Source: RefSeq, a predicted model, not a curated record
AUGGCCAAUUCCUCCUUUGUCACUGAGUUCCUACUGCUGGGUUUUUCCAGCCUUGGGGAAUUGCAGCUUGUCCUCUUUGUGGCCUUUCUCAGCCUCUAUCUGAUCAUCUUAAGUGGAAAUAUCACCAUCAUCUCAGUCAUUCACUUGGAUCGGAGCCUCCACACACCCAUGUACUUCUUUUUAGGUGUUCUCUCCACUUCUGAGAUCUUCUACACUAUUGUGAUUCUGCCCAAGAUGCUCAUUAACCUGCUCUCUGUACUGAGGACACUCUCCUUCAUGAGUUGUGCCACUCAAAUGUUCUUCUUCCUUGGAUUUGCUGUCACCAAUUGCCUGCUUCUGGGAGUCAUGGGUUACGAUCGUUAUGCUGCCAUUUGUCAGCCUUUGCAUUAUCCCAUUCUCAUGAGUUGGAGAGUGUGUGGACAGCUGGCAGCAACAUGUGUUGUUAGUGGCUUUCUAAUAUCUUUGGUGGGAACAACUUUAGUCUUCAGCCUUCCUUUCUGUGGUUCCAACAAAGUCAAUCACUACUUUUGUGAUAUCUCACCUGUCAUCCGUCUUGCCUGUGCUGAAACCUACAUCAAUGAACUGGUCAUCUUCAUCUGUGGGGUUCUUGUGCUUGUUGUCCCCUUGCUCUUCAUUUGCAUAUCUUAUGGCUUCAUUGUUCACACCAUCAUGAAGAUCCCAUCAGCUGAAGGCAAGCGAAAAGCCUUCUCCACUUGUGCUUCUCAUCUCAUUGUGGUCAUUGUCCAUUAUGGUUGUGCAUCCUUUGUCUACCUGCGACCUUCAGCCAAAUAUACAACAGGCAAAGACAGGCUGGUGACAGUGACCUAUACCAUCAUCACCCCACUGUUAAACCCCAUGGUAUACAGCCUCAGGAACAAAGAUGUACAGCUGGCCAUUCGGAAAGUGAUUGGCAAGACUGGGUUUUCUUCUAAGACUUUAUAA